Molecule: messenger RNA, 1386 nt
Organism: Uncinocarpus reesii 1704
Lineage: Eukaryota; Fungi; Ascomycota; Eurotiomycetes; Onygenales; Onygenaceae
Exons: 2
Coding region: 1-1386 (461 amino acids)
Biological process (GO): transcription initiation at RNA polymerase II promoter; RNA polymerase II preinitiation complex assembly
Cellular component (GO): transcription factor TFIID complex
Molecular function (GO): RNA polymerase II general transcription initiation factor activity
Source: RefSeq, a predicted model, not a curated record
AUGUCUGGCAAACCGCCUGGCAAGCCUUCGCUUAAGCUGACAUUCAGCAAGCCAAAGGUGCCUCAACUCCCGAAACAGGCCAGCCCUCCUUCCGCAAGCCCUCCUCCCGCUACCACACCCGGUUCCGCAAUCCCUAAACUCAAACUCAAGUUCGGUGGCCCAAAGCCAGCCCCAGCACCUACACCCCCAGCGGCAUCGAAACCGAAGAAAGCCCCCAAACCCGCGACGGCCAAGGAUGCCCCACGCUCAUCGAAAAAGCGCCCGCGCGAUGUUGCUGAUAAAGGCGCGACUUCGGUGACGGCUUCAACGCCAGCACCGGCAGUCAAACGAAUCAAAUUUAGCUCCAAGCCUCUACCGUCGAUCCGGCUCAAGAGUAAAGGUGAGCCGCCUCGCAGGCCCAGGGGCGUGGGCUACGAUUCCGGCGCUUCUGAUACCGAGAUCGAUCCGGCAUUGGAAGAGGAGUUUAUUCUGCGCAUGCCACCAGGCGAGGACUGUGAUUAUGUGCGACAGGCGGUUGAAGAAAAGCGCUUUGGGCCACGAAGCCAAGGUGGUGCUGAUAUCAGUUUCAAGGCAUUGACUCGGGAUGGACGAAGAGCAAUCGUUACGGUUCGGGGGAGGAUGUAUGCUGCUUCGCUGGUGGACUUGCCUUGUGUCAUAGAAGCGAUGAAGAGUUGGGACAGACGUGCUUGGUACAAGUCGGCUGAUAUCUGUCAGAUGCUACUGGUUCUCGGUCCCGUGAAGUCGGAGGACGAAGCGAAGACGUACCCGUUGCCGAAGGAUGCGGAAGAAGGGCCGCCAGAGUUUGAGGUCAUGGAUUACAAUCAGUACAUGCGGGAGGAGUCGGGAUAUCAGGAAGAGUACGAUGAUGAGCAGGACGCUGAAGGCGAAGCCGACGAGACCGCAUAUGUUCACCCCGGAGCCCAGGACGAGAUGGCAGGCCUAUUCGAAGACGACCUGGCAGCCGAAAUGGAAGCCGCGUUAGCGGCACACGCAGAAGCGAGCUCGAUGCCUACAUCCGCCAUCGCCGAGGAGAAUCAGGCUAUUGGAGGCGUGGUGGAGGCAGAACCCGAAACCGAAGCGGAGAUGGGCACGCCCAAACCCGCGACUGGCGGUGAAACAUCAGGCGAUGAAGACGAGAGCGAGGAGUCCUCACCCGAGGAUGGGAAUGAGGAUAUGGACGAAGAUGCAUUGGAGCAGCAGCGCCAGUUGCAGCAGCAAAGAGAAGAAAUCGCAGAGCUUGAGGCUCUGGUACGUGCGGAAACCCUGAAGUGGGAGCAGAUGCCGAAUCCGAUUUUGAAAGCGAAAGUUGGUAGGAGAGUGCAGAGCUUGAAGCAGGAACUUGAGCUUAAGAAGGUCUCCGUUGGAGAAGGAAAUGCUGAUGAUUGA